CCAUCUACAAAAUGCUGUGUUGGAGAAUUCUAUUAUUUACCCCUAUUAGGCUACACUGUCCUGACUGGUGGGCCUUAUCACUUGAGAAAAUGGGUGAACUUUCAAGUAACGCAAAUAGUUAUUUUUAAAUAAAACAUGCAGCCUAUGCCUAUUAAAAUUUAAUUUACAAUUACCGUGUUGGGAUUGUGUUACGACUGUGCAGGUACACUUUCUGACUUAAGUUUCAAUUCGUUAAUAUUUAAUCAUAGGCCCUAUCACGGAGUGUAGCCUAUAUUAAUUUAUUUUUUUGCUGAAUUGCACUGCCUAGUCUAUCCAAAGCGGUAACCUGCCUAAGUAGGCCUAGCCUAUGUGUUUUGCGACGGUGAUCUGAUGCAUUCCCAAACUUCACAAAUGUAGGCUACUCCAAAUGUAAACACCGGGGGAAAUGGUUCAGAGGUGCAUCGGCGUCUUGGGUAGACUGAUGAAGAGAUUAUCGCAUGUUUGCACGUCGUGCGUCAAACACGCAGAACUAGGUUAUUAAUCAGGAAUGAAUUAUGUCCACCCUACGUCAAGAGUGUGCCGUUUGUGAUGUGGCUGUCGCUUUCUCCCGCCUUUGACCCUUCUCUGGCAUACUUGGAAAUCAAACUGUUUUGUAGUAUGAAUGUUUUCCCUCCAAGUUCAUUACCUGCAGAGAUUGACAUGGAGAGACUGGACUGAGGGAUCCAUUCUACUGUAGGCAACUGUAGCAGCAGCACAGGUGAUCUCCAAUUGGCUCAUCAUCAACCUAGCUAAAGGGGUGUGGUAGGUAGGCAGAAUUGGGGUUAGGUGGUUCAUUGAAUUGGCAGGUCAAAUGACAGGGUUUUUAGUUUUGCUGUCUGAAUUGUCAUUACGUAGCUAUGUCUGUCUCUGAUUGUCAUGUUUUGUUCUUUGUCAGCAGUUGACUAAUGGGUAGGCCUAUCUCGUCACAUUUUUAUACUCUUUGUUUAUCAACUCACAAUUGGCUCUUUUUGGUCAUUCCUCUUGUUUUAACCAUGAUGCCAGGUAAAUGGAUUGUUCUCUCUGCUUCUAACGUGGUAACCACUAAGGAUAUACAUGAGUUGAUUUGACACAAUGACAAGCUUUACUUGCCUCUCAGUAACACCUGACCUGAUUCAUGGAGGAAUGCUUUGCGUUCACAAAUGUAUUCAACAGGGCCAAUACAAUUUCAACAAUCUGCAAUGCAUUCCCAAUGGAGCAGCUGCAUUCAUGGUUGUCACACUUAAAAAGCACGAGUAUGAAUAUAUAGACUGUCUUAGAUGCAUUCCAAGGCCUUUGUUGGCCAAUGUUUUGCACAAUUAAAUAAUGCUGUCCAGGCAACACUUAGUUACAACAGUCAGUUACACAAGUGUUCAAUUCCUGCUGGAAGCUGCAGACAUAUAAGGUCUGGCCGGCCUAUCAAGAGGGGGGGAAUGACAAAAAUAUCCGAGUGUCAGUGUGCUGGUGUCACUGUCAUUGCCAUGCCAUAUGGGUGACUGUCUGUCAGUAGCGGAGACGGGAGAGUCCGUGCAGUCGGAAAGCAAAGCAAGGGAAGGGAAGGAAGAGGUCUGUGUGAAAUGGGCCCUUGAGUUGGGAAUGAGCGCUGCACUCUCCCCAGAUCUGAGGACUUGAGUGGCUGCUGGACAGGACCAGGGACCAGAGGUGAAGAGUCGGACGCCGCGCGCGAGGUGGGAUUCAUUGGGAACAUGGGGGAACUCGAGGAUCAGGCCGGACAGCUCUUUGAGACCUUCAUCCAGGCGUCGACGUGUAAAGGCACCCUGCAAGCGUUCAACAUACUGUGCCGGCAGCUGGACCUGGAUCCGUCUGACUACAGUGCCUUCUACCGCAACCUGAAGAGAGCCGUCACCUCAUGGAAGGCUACACCCCUCUGGAACAAGCUGGAUAAACGAGCAAGCCACAAGGAGUACAAGAAGGGCACUGCCUGCCCCGACACCCGGUGCCUGAUCAUCGGGGGUGGACCCUGCGGUCUCCGCACGGCCAUCGAGCUGGCCCUCCUGGGAGCCAAGGUGGUCCUCAUCGAGAAAAGGGACAGUUUCUCCAGGAACAAUGUGCUGCACCUGUGGCCCUACACCAUCCAUGAUCUGAAGGAACUCGGCGCCAAGAAGUUUUAUGGCAAAUUUUGUGCAGGAGCAAUCGACCAUAUCAGUAUUCGUCAGCUGCAGCUGAUGCUGAUGAAGAUCGCCCUGAUCGUUGGCGUGGAGAUACACGUCAAGGUCGAGUUCGUCAAGCUCCUGGAGCCACCCGAGGAUAAAGGCACUGACGGGCCUGGAUGGAGGGCAAAGGUGCUACCGGCCGAUCAUUCACUCAACGACUACGAGUUUGAUGUGAUCGUGGGGGCUGACGGUCGCAGGAACACUCUGGAUGGGUUCCGACGGAAGGAGUUCAGGGGGAAGCUGGCCAUCGCCAUCACUGCUAACUUCGUGAAUAGACACACCACAGCGGAGGCCAAGGUGGAGGAGAUCAGUGGAGUGGCCUUCAUCUUUAAUCAAAAGUUCUUCUUAGACCUGAAAGAUGACACUGGUAUCGACCUGGAGAAUAUUGUGUAUUAUAAAGACGACACGCAUUACUUUGUGAUGACGGCGAAAAAACAGAGCCUUCUGGAUAAAGGAGUCAUUAUUCGUGACCAUAUUGAGACAGAGAAGCUGUUGGGCAGCGACAACGUCAACCAGGACGCCCUGCUCUCCUACGCCCGGGAGGCGGCCGACUUCGGCACCGACUACCAGCUGCCAUCCCUGGACUACGCCAUAAACCACCAGGGCAAGCCGGACGUCGCCAUGUUCGACUUCACCUCCAUGUACGCCAGCGAGAACGCGGCGCUCAUCCGGGAGAAGGCAGGACAUGAGCUUCUGGUGGCUCUUGUGGGGGACAGUCUGUUAGAGCCCUUCUGGCCUAUGGGGACGGGCUGUGCCAGAGGGUUCCUGGCUGCCUUCGACACGGCCUGGAUGGUGCGGAGCUGGGCGCAGGGCAAGGCUCCCCUGGAGAUACUGUCAGAGAGAGAAAGCCUUUACAGGCUGCUCCCGCAGACGACUCCAGAGAACAUCUCCAAGAACAUCGAGCAGUACACAAUAGACCCGGCUUCGCGCUACCCCAAUCUGAACUCCAGCUGUGUGCGUCAGCAUCAGGUGAAGCAUUUGUACAUCUGCGGUGAGCAGAACUCUGCCUUGCUGGAGCGCGGCACAACUGUUCGGAGAUCAGUGAAGCGUAGAGAGUCGGACAUUCGACCCAGUCGGCUGCUGACGUGGUGCCAGCGUCAGACGGAGGGCUACAGGGGCGUGCAGGUGACGGACCUGAGCAGCUCCUGGAGGAGUGGCCUGGCCCUCUGCGCUCUGAUCCACAACUUCCACCCGGAGCUUAUUGACUUCGACUCCCUCAAUGAGGAAAACGUGGAGGGCAACAAUCAGCUGGGAUUCGACGUGGCGGCGAGGGAGCUGGGCAUCCAGCCGGUGACCACUGGGAAGGAGAUGGCAUCUCAGCCACAGCCUGAUAAGCUGAUGAUGGUCCUCUACCUCUCCAAAUUUUACGAAAAGUUCCUCGGAGCUGAAAACGAUGCACAGCAACGAAAAAAGCGACUUCAAAAGGAUGAGAAGGUAGAGGAGCAGCGUGCGAAACGCAGACGGGAGGAGUCUGCUGUGCAUGAAGCCCCAUCAGCAGAAAGCUCGGUCAGGUCCAUGCAGGACCUGCGGGCCAGGUUCGAGAACGCCUCAAGCGAAGUUCCAAGCAGACUGUCGGACUCAGAGUACGACUCGGACUCUGACUCUGACUCCUGUUCAGAAUCCUCUCCUCCUCCUACUUCUCAUCCUCGUCCUCCCACAAUGGACUGGACCCAGAACCCCCGCUACGCCAAGCCCAAAGACCAAACCCCUCCUCCCUCGCCUCCCCCCAAGCCCAAAUGGCAGCCGUCUGUCUACCUGAGGCUCUUGUCAGAGGGCUCCUCGCCCCAGACCCCCAAAGCCGCCACUUCCCCCAACUCCACCAUUGUCCCUCCCCCGAGGCCCAUCUCCCCCCGCAGCCCCAGCCCUUCCUUCAGCCCCUUCAGCCCCAGCUGCAUCUCCCACCCCCCGCGGAGCUCCAGUCCUCCACCCAAAUACGUUCGCCUCAGAAUUCCGCUGGUGCUCCCCCCGGCCUUGCAGAGGGAGAGGCCGCGGCCCAGGGAGGAGGAGGAGGAGGGUGAUUCCCCCAGCCGAUUGCACCCCUCCUCCUCCUCCUCCUCCUCCAACUCCAACUCUUCAUCUCUGUCCCCCUCGUGCUCCAUGUCCACUCCGGCUCUGUCUGACAUGCUCCAGCGCCAGCAACACCUGGAGGACCAAAUAGAGCAGAGAAAGGCAAAGACCCUAACCACUAGAGAGUUUAGUAAUAAGAGCAUUAAGGACCGGGCUAAGCAUCUCUUCUCCAUGUUCCCGGGUGAAGUGGCUCGCCACAAGGUCUAUACACCGGUCUAUCUGCCUACACCUCAACCGAGUCCUGCCUCAAAUCCUUCUCCUCCUAUUUUUCGUUCUCUUUCUACCCCUGCUCCUUCUUGUUACUCUCCUAUCCGUACUCCCUCUCCUCCUUCUCCUCCUCCUCCUCCGUCGUCUUCUAUUCAUCAUCCUAUGACCUCCUCUUCCUCCUCCUCCUCCUCCUCAAACUCUGUCCAUAUCUCCUCUGCCCUGUCCUGUCUUCCUUUGGUCCCAGCGGUACCCGAACCCUCAAAACAGUGCAAUGGAGCUGCGCUAUCAUGUGAGCUUAGUCAGAUACACUUAUCUGAGAAUGAUGACAUAGACAGCCCAACUCUGAGUUCUCAUACACAGAGGACAGUGGGGAAGGUGUCCUCUGUCAUAGGUGCUAAAGCAGAAACUUUGGCCCACCUCUAUGAGACUGACCAUAGGCCCAAAGCUGCCCCCGCCGCGCCACACUCACCGGGCUCGACGAGGCGAGAGAUCCCCCUGACUGUAGGGGGCAGUGACGUGUGCCACUCAUGUCACAAACGGGUCUACGUGAUGGAGCGCGUCUGCAUGGAGGGAUACUUCUUUCACAGAGAAUGCUUCAAGUGCGACGAGUGCCUGUGCACCCUGCGCCAGGGCGGAAAUGCAUUCAACUCUGGACAAGGGAGGUUUCUCUGCAAGCUGCAUUACUCGCAGUUCCUUUCCAACGCAAGGAACCGAGGACGAACGGCGGAGAGCCACCCCGUGAGCACCCUGGACGGGAGGGCGAUUGGCGUCGGCACCCCUGGCACUGCCACAGGAUGUUCACAGCAGCACAGGGCCAGUGAGGGCCAGAGCUAUGGGGCCCCAAGGGGCCGUCUGAACCCCAGCAUUGUGGCCCCGAGGGGGCGUCUGGACCCCAACAUUGUAGCUGAGCGUCCAGAGGAGACACAGGUGGAGCCUGCUAGUGCGCUGGGCAAUCCUGGCUCCAGCAGCGAUGCAAGGCCGCAGACUGCGGAGUCCCAUUCAGUUCCAUCGUCAGAUUCUGGAUCCACCAGCUGUAGUAGCUCCCUGUCGGAAGAAGGCAAAGGACAGCGUUCUACCUCGAAAGGAGCCAAUAAGAACCAUUACUGGAGAAGGAAAAUCAGGGCCACUCUGCCUCUCAUCCUGGUGAAGACGUUUGCCCGUGGACGAGCCACUGACAACAAGCAGGACGGCUCCACAGAGGACGGAGAGUCGGACUUUGAGGAGAUCCAUGAGCACGACCACAAGGAGGCUUCCUCCUCAUCUCCAUCUGAAACCCCCGCUGGCUCCCAGCCCCAGCCCGCCGCGGAGAAGAAGUGCCCUGUGGCACAGCCUGAAGUGCCCACUCUCACCAUCACCACCGACGACAGCCAGGGCCUUCCGGAGAGACCCGACCCACACCUUACCUCCUCCAUCCCUGUUUCCAUCGCCACCUCGUCCACCACCGCCACCGCCACCUCCUCCUCCACCACCUCCUCCACUGCCUCCUCCUUGGCAUCUUCUUCCCAGCUGCAGCCUGCCAGCCAAGAGAGCCAUAACGAUGGGCAUAAGAAGAAGGAAGUGGAGCUGGAGCAGCAGCAGCACCAGGUGUCCUCUAACGCCACAAACAGUCCCAAAAAGAAGCUCGUCCUGUCGACGACCGAAAGGGAGAAGCUCCUCGACUGGGACGUGGAGCCCUCUGAGGGGUCAGACCCCUCGUUGCCUCCUGCGGGCAUAAGGAACGGCUCCUGUGGACCGCCAGCACUGCCAGCUGAUGGGAAGCCCCCAGCUAGCGGGUCGCUCCCCCAGUCUGCGCCGCCAGCACCAGCAGCAGCGGUCAUGGCAACGAAACGGACACCUGACGCCCAGGCCCAGAACGGCCCCCCGCCUCAGUCCGCCUUCCAAAUCUGGGCCAGCUCCCUGAAGAGAAGCCUCGCCGGAGCCUCCAGCAACAGAGACACAACAUCCACCAGCACCACCACCACCAACGUGGUCCGAAGAGGCAAAGUGGCACCCAGCAGAGCCAGGCCCUUAUCAGAGGGCUCUUUCAACAUCGGCUCCAUAUUCGGGAACCAGAACCAGCAGGCCUCUUCUGGUGGAGGGCAGGAAAACCUUGUGACCUCCUCCACCACCAACACCACCACCAACUCCUCCUCAGGCUUGGAGAAUGGCCAUGCUGGGCAGAGGAGGCCAGAUGGUGGAGGUGGUGGUGGAGGUGAGCUGACGGAGCUUCUGCAGCAGGUGGCUUUGAGCACCUCCUCCAAGCCGACCACCAAGGACGACAUGGCCUUCCUGCCGCGCCGCAAGGUGAACUUCUUCUCCUCGCUCCGGGUGAAAAGCCAAGCAGAGGUGGAGCGAGGAAGAGGAGGAGGAGCCGAUCAGAACAUCUGGAACAUCCUCUCCAAGUUCAGGAACAAAGCGUCCACUCAGACCCCUGUAGAGGAAGAGGAAGAGGAUGAGCGAGCCAGCUCCUCAGAUGAUCGGGAAGAUCUACCCUCUGACUAUCACGGGGAUCCCAGGCGUAAGGAGAAUGUGAGUGAGAGGCGGCGGCGGAGGCAGGAGAGGAUCGUCCAGCAGCAGGCCAAACGAGAGCAGCUCAAGAGGCUGCACCGAGCACAGACGAUCCAGAGGCAGCUGGAGGAGGUGGAGGAGACGCAGCGGGCCCUGGAGGAGAAGGGCGUCACCCUGGAGAAGGUGCUGAGAGGAGAGACAGAUAACAAGGAUAUGGAAGAUGACCCUGAGCUGCUGCAGACCUGGUUCAAGCUGGUGCUGGAGAAGAAUAAACUGCAGCGAUACGAGUCCGAACUCAUGAUCUUUGCUCAAGAGUUGGAGCUAGAAGACACUCAAAGUCAACUUCAGCAGGACCUGCGUCACAAGAUGAGCAUUGAUGAUUCCAUGAAGACGUCUGCGGACCUUAGCGAGGAGCAGAGGAUGCUGGUGGAGAUCAUGCAGGUGGUGGAGAAGAGAGACCAGCUGGUCAGCCUCCUGGAGGAGCAGCGGCUGAAGGAGAGGGCUGAGGACCAGGACCUGGAGAGCAUGCUGCUGUCCAAACGAUACCAGCUUCACUGGACGUAAACAACAACAAAAAAUCUAAAAGAAAAAAACAACUAGUCAUUGCCUGCUGCUGCAUCCAGCUCUGUGAUGGACUGCUCACUUGAACUGAAUGGAACGAUCACUGGAGGGAUUAACCCAGUGAGACUAAAGUUUUAAAAUAUGGUGGAGGAUUCCACAUUUUAUUGUAUUAAUUAGAAUUUUAUCUCUUUUUUAAAGCAACCUUCCCUGUUCCCUUAUUGAUGUGCAUAGUACUGUUUUAAACUUUUGCUAUCGGUCCAUGUUGAUUUUUAUAUGCCUGUGUGCGUGCGGGUGUGUGUGUGCUCCUCUGUCUGAGGGAAGAUGGUUUCUGUCCUAUUACUUUUUAACUACUGCCUAUCAGGGUAAAUCCAUUACACUGGCUUCUCAUGACACUGGGGUGCGAAAAUUCCUUGUAAUAUGUGCAAUAUUGACAUUUGUGUGGAUUCAAUUGUGUGAAUUCAUGAAGUUAUGUUCUACCAAACACUAAUUUUGCUUGUUGGCAAAUGUUCAAAACCACUGUUUAUUCACGGUGUGGGUUUACCACUUGCGGAGUUGCACUCUUCUUGUGGCCGUUAAGUACUUAACAUCAUAUCUUUGUCUUUGAUUCCUUUUUUUAUUCGCCCAAUUAAACAAUUGGAUGGCAGAAUAGUGAGACCUCUACCUUUGCAUUCGUUUCAUUGCACCAGAUGUUCAUUUCAAUAAAUACAAUUCUGUAGCCUGGCAAAUCAGUCUAAAAAUGAGCUGUGAAAUAUAUUCUGCCACUACGGUUAAUCUAAUUUACUAGUAGAAAUACUCUGCUGAAUGUGCUGAACAGCAAUACCAAAUCCACUGUAACCUAUUCUGUGAUGUCUAUUUAUUUCCCUAUGUCUGAAACACUGCCAAAUGAUAUUGUUCUGUUUUUCAUUUGGGUUAUUUGGUUUUAAUAUAAUAAUAAAAUGGUCACUAUGGUGUUAAUCACAACAGUAAUUUAUUCAAUAAAAACCCUUAACUGA
This is a messenger RNA of Engraulis encrasicolus (European anchovy), 8482 nucleotides long. RefSeq names its product microtubule associated monooxygenase, calponin and LIM domain containing 2b (gene mical2b). Bases 1701 to 7493 code for a protein of 1930 amino acids. The transcript has 36 exons. NCBI's taxonomy places the organism in Eukaryota, Metazoa, Chordata, Actinopteri, Clupeiformes, Engraulidae. Gene Ontology annotation, molecular function: protein binding; FAD binding. The record is from RefSeq and is a predicted model, not a curated record.